GGUCUCCCGGGUGAGGAUUUGGGGGUCCUGGGAUGGAUUUGGGGUUCCAGGUGCCACUCUGGGCAGGGUGCUGGGUGUCGAGGGGGGGGUCUCAGGAUCCAUUGGGGGUGGGUUUUGGAUGUGUGUGUGUGUGGGGGUGUCACACCCCGUGUUUUUUUCCCCCCCCUCCCCAGCAUCAUUGAGUACAUCGAGGGGCUCCUGGAGAAGGACCGCAGGGACAACCGGAACAUCGGGGCGCACGGGGCGAGCCACAUCCUGGGGAGGGUCCCGGGGGGGGGGCCCGUCACCCUCCUGACCCACUGCAACACCGGGACGCUGGCGACAGCGGGCUACGGCACCGCCCUGGGUGUCGUGCGGGCGCUGCACCAGCGCGGGUCCCUGUCGCGCGUGUUCUGCACCGAAACCCGCCCCUACAACCAGGGCUCGCGGCUGUCGGCGCUGGAGCUGCGCCACGACGGCGUCCCCGUCACGAUAAUCGCCGACAGCGCCGCCGCCGCCGCCAUGAGGGAGCGGGGAGUCCAGGCCGUGGUGGUGGGCGCGGACCGCGUGGCCGCCAACGGGGACGUGGCCAACAAGAUCGGGACGUUCCAGCUGGCGGUGGCCGCGCGGCACAUGGGCAUCCCCUUCUACGUGGCCGCCCCGAGCAGCACCUGCGACCCGACGCUGGCCUCGGGCCGCCUGAUACCCAUCGAGGAGCGCCCGGGGACAGAGCUCACCCACCUCGGGGGCGUCCUCCUGGCUGACCCCGAGGUGGACGUGUGGAACCCGUCCUUUGACGUCACGCCGCAGGAGCUCAUCACGGGGGGCAUCAUCACGGAGUACGGGGUCUUCGCCCCCUCCGAGGUCUGCCGGGAGCUGGCGGAGCGAGGGGAGCCCUGACGGCUUCUGCCUCGCUGCACCCCGGCGUGCCUUGCGUCGCGGUUCGGUAUAUCGCGACAGAUUUGGUUACAAUAAAAAUCUCGGUGUAUCCCGACAGCCUUUGCGGUACUAUGGCAGCGGUAUAUCCCGGCAGUUCA
This is a messenger RNA of Hirundo rustica (Barn swallow), 1016 nucleotides long. RefSeq names its product methylthioribose-1-phosphate isomerase-like. Gene Ontology annotation, molecular function: S-methyl-5-thioribose-1-phosphate isomerase activity. NCBI's taxonomy places the organism in Eukaryota, Metazoa, Chordata, Aves, Passeriformes, Hirundinidae. The record is from RefSeq and is a predicted model, not a curated record.